AUGGCUACAAUCAAACGCUUAGUUGGCUCUCUGGUGCUUUCUCUCUCUCUAAAUUUAGUAUCUGCUCAAGCAUGCUGGAAAAAUACAGCUUGCAGUGGACCUCUUGAGGCAGCUUUUCCAGGCCCUUGGGAUGCAAAUAUCUAUGCACCUUCAAGCCGCCAGGUAUCUCCGAAAUCGGUACUAUCAGCAACCACAGGGGCCGUGCUAUCUGACUUCACGGGAUCGAUUGGACUCUCUGGCAAUGGUUCGAAGUACACUCUUGACUUCGGCAAAGAGGUCGGCGGACUCGUGACUCUCGAAUACUCUUCCACAGGACCUGGUGCGAUUGGUCUGGCAUUCACAGAAGCAAAAGAUUAUAUUGGAGAAUGGUCAGACUCAUCCAAUGGAGGUUUCAAGGGACCAGAUGGUGCUAUUUAUGCAAAUAUCACAUCAUCUGGUUCGGGAACAUACACCAUGCCAGAUCUUUCGCUUCGUGGAGGUUUUAGGUACUUGACAUUGUUCUUGCUCACUAAUGGUACCACGAACGUCAACAUCAGCAGCAUUGUUCUUGAGAUUGGAUUUCAACCAACAUGGUCAAACCUACAAGCUUACCAAGGAUACUUUCACAGCAAUGAUGAAAUGUUGAACAAGAUAUGGUACUCUGGUGCUUACACUCUACAAACGAACGCCGUGCCUGUAGACACAGGACGACAAAUUCCUACUGUCAAAGUGGGAUGGGCAAACAAUGGUACUUUGGGGACUGGUGAUACUAUUAUUGUGGAUGGAGCCAAACGGGAUCGAGCUGUUUGGCCAGGUGACAUGGGUAUUGCGGUGCCAUCGACAUUUAUCAGUAUUGGAGACCUUGUCAGUGUCAAGAAUGCCCUCCAAGUCAUGUACGACUAUCAGAACAGCAAGACUGGGGCAUUUCCAGAGGCAGGGCCACCAUUGCUACAGCAGGGUUCCGAUACCUACCAUAUGUGGACCAUGAUUGGAACUUACAACUAUGUCCUUUACACCAAUGAUACGUCAUUCCUUUUGCAGAACUGGGCAAAGUAUCAGUUAGCAAUGAGUUUUAUAUAUAACAAAGUCAGCGCUCCUGGUCUCCUCGAGGUCACAGGGAUUCGAGAUUGGGCUCGUUGGCAGCAAGGUUUCAAUAACAGCGAAGCACAAAUGAUUCUCUAUCGAACUCUUCUUACUGGCGCUGAUUUGGCCAAAUGGGCUGGAGAUACCACCAAUUUAACAGCGACAUGGACUAAUCGCGCGGCAUCUCUCAAGACAGCCAUUAACACUUAUUGUUUUGAUGAUUCUUAUGGAGCUUUCAAAGACAAUGCGACAGCCACUACUCUUCAUCCCCAAGAUGCCAAUAGCAUGGCUCUUCUAUUCGGUGUUGUUCCUUCCAAUUCCUCCACUGCCCAAGAUAUCUCCACCAAUCUUGUCAAAAAUUGGACUCCAAUCGGGGCUGUUGCGCCAGAGCUUCCAGAAAAUAUAUCACCAUUUAUAUCGAGUUUUGAAAUCCAAGCCCAUUUCACAAUCGGGCAGGCAAGUCGUGCCCUCGAUCUCAUCCGUCGUUCUUGGGGUUGGUAUCUCAACCACCCUAAUGGAACCGAAAGCACAGUCAUCGAAGGUUAUCUUCAAAACGGCACAUUUUCAUACCGGUCAAGCAGGGGUUACAUGUACGAUACCGCGUAUGUAUCUCACUCACACGGCUGGUCUUCAGGCCCUACCUCUGCACUCACAGAGUUCGUAUUGGGUCUUAGUGUUACUAGCCCCGUCGGUAAAACAUGGAAACUAGCACCACAAUUUGGAGAUUUGACGAGCGCGGAAGGUGGAUUCAUGACCACAUUGGGGAAAUUCCAAGCCGGUUGGAAUUUGACAUCGAAAGGGUAUACAUUGGAUUUUGCAGUGCCAGAAGGGACUACAGGAUCGCUGGUCUUGCCGGUGAAGAAAGCGGGAGUGGUACCAAAGAUUGUUGUGGAUGGGAAGAAGAUAAAAAAGUCGAGUGAUUUGAAGAUUGAGAAUGGGGGUGUUACGUUGGAAUCUAGUGGUGGAAAACAUAGUAUUGUUGUGAGUUGA
This is a messenger RNA of Sclerotinia sclerotiorum 1980 UF-70, 2052 nucleotides long. RefSeq lists its product as hypothetical. The record is from RefSeq and is a predicted model, not a curated record. Bases 1 to 2052 code for a protein of 683 amino acids. Gene Ontology annotation, biological process: carbohydrate metabolic process. The transcript has 3 exons. Lineage: Eukaryota; Fungi; Ascomycota; Leotiomycetes; Helotiales; Sclerotiniaceae.